AAUAGAUCGGAGUCAAGGCGUGCGGCUCCAAACGGAUUUUUCGUUUAAAUUUACCUUUUACUUCUAUUUAAAAGUGGAUAGCAGGAUCACACUAAGUCCCAAAGAAUAGUUGCAAUAGUGAAAGACCAAAAUUGCUAAUUUUUGUGCAAACAAAAGUGUUUGGAAAGAAAAGCAACAAAAAUUAAGACAAGUGUGCUGUUAGAGCGACACAACAUUUUAACGUGUUUGUUUGUGGAAUUGCUCAAGUAAAGGAUUUGCGAGAAGUGACAAUAUGCUGAAAAUGAGAGUGCUACUCUUCAUAACGCUUCUAGCGUUUACACAAUGCGCACGAUUAGACAACAAAUAUCUACCUCCGCCUGCAAGUGCAGCCAGUGCUGGUGGCGGUCCCGGCUUGCAAGGACCGGGUGGUAGUAAUUUCGGGCUUGGUGGUUUUCCAGGUGCUGGCGGUCCUGGUCGUCCCAUAGGCGGUGGUGGUGCACCUGGUGGAUUUGGUGGUGGCGGCAGCGCACCUGGUGGUGGCGGCGGUUUUGGCGGCGGUGGACGCCCUUCAGGUCCUUCUGGGCCCGCGCAACCAUCUGGCCCACCAAUACCAAUCUUGUCUUACGUCAAUGAAAAUGAUGGCGAUGGUAAUUAUCGUUACAGCUACGAGACCGGUAAUGGCAUUAAGGCGCAAGAAGAGGGUACAAUUAAAAAUAAGGGUUCCGAAAAUGAAAUCGCUUCUGUGAUGGGUUCAUAUUCGUAUACAAAUCCGGAAGGUGAGCUGAUUGAGAUUUCAUACUUGGCCGAUGAGAACGGCUUCCAACCUACCGGUGAUGCACUACCAACACCACCACCCAUACCGGAAGAGAUUGCCAAGGCUUUAGCGGCACAAGGUAUUUCAGCAGCACCAGGCGGUGGUUACACUGGCGGUCCGGGCACUGGAGCUGGUGUGUUUGGCGGUGCAGGAGGUGGCGCUGGAGCAGGCGGUUAUGGUGGUGGCGCUGGAGCAGGCGGUUAUGGUGAUGCCGGUCGUGGUGGUGGUGGUGGUGGUUACGGUGGCGGCUCUGGAGCUGGCGGUGCACCAGGUUUCGGUGGUGGAGCUGGAGGACGAGGACCUGGUGGAGCGCCAGGGUAUGGUAGUGGGCCUGGUGCUGGCGGUUCACCAGGUUUUGGAGGUGGUGCUGGUGGUCGCGGUACAGGUGGUGCCCCUGGAUUUGGCGGUAGUCCAGGCGCUGGCGGAGCACCUGGUUUCGGUGGCGGUGCUGGUGGUCGCGGUCCAGGCGGUGCUGGUGGUGCUCCCGGAUACGGAGGUGGUCAAGGAGCUGGUGGAGCACCAGGUUUUGGAGGUGGCGCUGGUGGUCGUGGACCUGCUGGACCCGGAGCAGGCGGUUUCGGUGGGGGUGCAGGUGGUGGUAGAGGUACCGGGGGAGCUGGUGGUGGAGCUGGCGGCUAUAAUUACGCACCUGGUGGAGCUGGAGGGGCUCCAGGUUUUGGUGGCGGUGCCGGUGGACGUGGUCCCGGAGGACCUGGUGCUGGCGGUCCUGGAGCUGGAGGCGCACCUGGAUUUGGUGGUGGUGCUGGUGGUCGUGGUCCUAGUGGUCCAGGUGCUGGCGGUUAUGGUGGUGGUCCAGGAGCUGGUGGCUCGCCUGGUUUCGGUGGUGGCGCUGGACGACCAGGUACCGGUGGUGGAGCACCAGGUUUCGGCGGAGGUGCCGGCGGACGUGGUCCAGGUGGUGCCGGUGGACAAGGUGGUUAUGGAGGAGGCUCUGGAGCUGGUGGCGCACCAGGAUUUGGUGGCGGCGCUGGUGGUCGUGGACCUAGUACCGGAGCCGGUGGUCCGGGAGCUGGUGGUUAUGGCGGUGGCCCUGGUGCCGGUGGCGCACCAGGUUUCGGUGGUAGUCCUGGAGGUCGUGGGCCAGGAGGUGCUGGCGGUCCAGGAGGUUACGGUGGUGGUGCUGGUGGUCCUGGUGGUUCUGGUGGUGCACCCGGAUUCGGAGGCGGUGCUGGAGGUCCCGGUGGACGAGGCGGUGGCGGCCCUGGCGCUGGCGCUGGUGGUUUCGGUGGUGGACGCGGUGGCGCUGGUGGACCUGGUACGCAGUAUGUGCCACCAAGUACUGGCGGCGCUGCUGGCGGUGGGCCUGGGGGUGCUCCCGGUCGGCAUGGGAGUGGUGAAUUCAAUCCCCAAACCGGCUAUAAUUACUAAAAUGUCGUUGAUUAUGUUGAACCUUGAGACGAUCGCCCUCCACAAUACGCUAACGCUAUUCCAAAAUACGCUGCCCAAAAUACACCUCAAUACUCAUGAG
This is a messenger RNA of Ceratitis capitata (Mediterranean fruit fly), 2282 nucleotides long. It is a transcript of the gene Cpr47Ef, whose product is annotated as glycine-rich cell wall structural protein 1. Gene Ontology annotation, cellular component: chitin-based extracellular matrix. The coding region runs from base 272 to 2182 and encodes 636 amino acids. NCBI's taxonomy places the organism in Eukaryota, Metazoa, Arthropoda, Insecta, Diptera, Tephritidae. Gene Ontology annotation, molecular function: structural constituent of chitin-based larval cuticle. The record is from RefSeq and is a predicted model, not a curated record. The transcript is spliced from 5 exons.